Dinoponera quadriceps is the source of this 1103-nucleotide messenger RNA. Its product is annotated as NADH dehydrogenase [ubiquinone] 1 alpha subcomplex assembly factor 3. The transcript has 3 exons. The record is from RefSeq and is a predicted model, not a curated record. Gene Ontology annotation, cellular component: mitochondrial inner membrane. Gene Ontology annotation, biological process: mitochondrial respiratory chain complex I assembly. Lineage: Eukaryota; Metazoa; Arthropoda; Insecta; Hymenoptera; Formicidae. The coding region runs from base 381 to 986 and encodes 201 amino acids.
UCGUACACGUCCGACAAGUUCGCGCGGGUACCUUGCGCGGGGAACGGGGCAUCUCCGCGCGCGUUUCUCUCGCGUGUCGACGGUUGUCCUUCGGUUUUUUGUUUUCCGCGUAUCACCUCGUGGACUCAUUAAAAGUGACUUCGCGGAGGAAUUUCGAAAGAAUGCAACAUGCGCCUCGCCGGCCAAUCGGAAAGUCAGACGGAUAGACGGAGAGAGCGAGAGGGAAACUCCCGCACCACCGAGAGAUCCUAACCUAAAACUGCGACGGCGUACGGCCGCGAUACGACUCUAACCUCAAUUCGUUUCCUAACCUCGGCUCGUUACCGCGAGCUUUGCGUGCUUUUUGCGUGGGAAUCACACGCCUGCUCUGACCGAACACGAUGAAUCUCACCGGCAAAUUGUGCCCGCUGAUACAGGCGUUGCGUAGCUGCAGGAACUUACACAUCGCGUCUCUCGCGAGGAAUGCGGCCGCAUAUGACGGGCCCGGUAAAACCACCGUCACGUUUAUCAGCAAGGAAAUUGGUCCUCGAUUUCAGGUGUCUCAGUGCAAUGAGAAUGGAUUUGCCUUGAGCAACGGCUUCAUGAUAGUAGGGCCAACAGUGCUUUUUCCAAGUCAAGCUCUCUGCUGGAACAUCUCGUCGGCAAAGUACAUAAACGACGCAACUCUAUCGCUGUUCACUGUCCUGGAGCCCAAGCCUGAGCUUCUGAUCAUCGGUCUGGACGACAAUUAUGACUUACCAUAUUUCAGAAGUUUACAAAAGUUAAUGCGCAAGCACAACAUAAUUUCGGAAAUAUUACCUGUACGGAAGGCCUGUACGGUGUUUAACUUUGUGAACGAUGAAGGUAGAUACGUCAUAGCUGCCUUGAUACCGCCGAAGACGACCGAACACUUGACAUUACCGAAGAAAAUUGAAGAGACGGAUUCAGACGAACUUAAAAAUGGAAGAAAAAGAAAUAUUGUAGAGACAGAUACAAAACAAGAAUAAUUGUACAUAUGUAUGUGCGUUAAGUUUAGGAAAAUUUAUUGUAUUGUACAAUUGUAUAAUAAGUUAUGACAUUUGCAUUACAUAUAAAACUGAAAUAGAAUUUAAAUUUCGCUCCGA